GUGUAUUUCCACUUCCGAACGCAAAACUCGCUUUAGUCACCUUUAGUGGACGACGUUUUUAAGGUCACAUAUUCUUACAGAUCGAAUAGGGUCGGCGGGUGUCAUUGGCGUACGAGCCGCAAUGGAGUUAGAACGUCUGGUGUUCUCCUAGUCGACAUUUAAUGAAUAUCGCGCUGUGAAAUAAAUAUUCCGGCAGAAAAAAUUAGUGAGAUUCUGUCAACAACGGUAUGGCUGCGGACUCGCGUGCUGCUGGAAAUGCCAAGCCUUUGGUUCCACUUUUCACAAAGGCCUCUGACUGCAUUUAUACGAGCUGUUAUUGUGAAGAAAAUGUCUGGAAAUUGUGCCAAGACGUCGCAGCGAGACAUGGGCCUGAGCUGCAGCAUUGCUAUGUUGCUUUUAUAAGUAAUCCCGGUCGAAGUGUCCCUUUAUGGAGACAAAAAGCUGGAAAAGACGAAGACAAGCUUGUUGUUUGGGAUUAUCAUGCCAUUCUAAUCUACGCACCAGACGAACGAGCUGUGGUAUAUGAUUUGGAUAGCGCUCUUCCAUAUCCAACUCACUUCUGGAAAUAUGCAACAGAAACGUUCCGAUCCGAUGAAGCUCUUCGCUCGGAAUAUCAUAGAAGAUUUAGACUCGUACCUGCUAGCACAUAUCUGCAACAUUUUGCUUCCGAUAGACAGCAUAUGAAAAGAGAAGAUGGAACAUGGAUUAAGACACCUCCAGAAUAUCCUCCAAUCUCAACCCCGACCUGCAAAGAUAAUCUUGACACUUUCAUCAACAUGGAACAAGGUACCGGGUUAGGUACGAUUCUGAGUCUUAAACAACUGGUGAAUAGGUUCUACAGACCUAGUGUUCCAACAACUUCUCCUUCCCCCCAACAGCAGGUGAACACUACACCAACCUAAAGAGAUUUUUUAUCAUGCAAAGUAUUUUACCUUUUGCCUUGAUGUGAAAUUGAAGGAUGAAAAUUAUCGGUGUUAUGAAGCGUCGUGAAUUCUACUAUUAAUAAUUGGGGAAUAUUAAUUGAAGAUCGAUUGAUAAUCGAAUUGUAGUUUUACCAACGCAAGCUUGUAUUUGAAGCGUGUUCUAAACUCCGUAACGCAAAGUUAUACAAGAAAUUUGAUUAAAACGAUAUUCAGAUCAAUUACACGCCUUAAAAAAAAAGCCUUUUUUUCAACAACGUUUGCUCCUUUGCCGUUGUAUUCGUUCAGUUAAAACAGCUGCUCCGUAAAAUACAAUUUUGGGGCUUAUUAAUAAUGUUAUUUAACGAGUAUUUAAAUAACGAUAAAGCUCUCUGUUCUAACUACGUGUAUGAAUAUACAUCAAAGAUUCAUUUAAUCUUAUACAUUCAUUGCUUAUCAAUAAACUGGUAGAUUGUUCGCAAACUUAUCAGAAUCAUUCUAGAAAUAAUGAUUCUGUAUUCGAUUCCAUCUAUAUGCCUAUAAAAAAAACGAAUUACACCCAAAAAAAUUGUAACAACACGGUGCUCAUUGGCUAAACUUUUCGAUAAUUCAACACUUAAAAAUAUUCGCAAACAAUUUUCCUCAUUCUGGUUAUGAUAAUUGUUGUAUGAAAGACUGAUAUGUCUCGAGACAGCUCGUAUAUUAUUACGUGUACUUGAAAUUCUCGAAAUUGCAUGCUUUUAUAUUUGUAAUAUCUAUUUGAAUGACUUGCAUUGAGGGUCUAUGAAAGAUAACUUCAAAAGUUUCCAGUUUUUCAAAAAUAUAGCACAAAACCGCAUAUCCCAAGAUGCAGCUCUUCCAAAUAGAGACUGUCUUUGAUUCUCUUGGAACACGGUAUGCUAUGCAUAUCGUUUUUUGGAGCACAGCCAAUGGAAGAUGACAUAAUUCGAAUAUUUCAUUACUUCCGUCAAUAGAAAACAAGGAAUACAUUAAUUUAUUUUAUCUUUUUUUUAUUAAAUGCACCACGCUGACCAAAGUUCACAAGCUGCCAAUAACUGUAAUAUUUUUUUCUCACUGAUUCAUAUCUGAGUUUUGAAAUUCAUGUCAAGUUUCAUAGGCUUUGCUCUUCCAAAUAUCUAAGAUGUAACGAUAUUGUGAUAUACAUAACUUUUUACUUUAAAUACCUUGAUAUACUUAAGUCCACGACUUAUAUUUAAAUCCGUUUUCAAUAACUACACUCGCUUGUUGGUGAGUAUAAUUAUUCAAUAAUAUUACGGAGCAUAUUCGAAUUGCUUAGAUUGAUAUUAGUUACUCGACAUAGUACUGUCGUUUUCAAAAUUACUGUUCAGAAUUUUACGAAACUUGGCAUGGUAGUAGAUUAUGAUAAAAACGAAAUCAGUUUCAAAUUACGAAGAGCUACAGAGAAACAGCGGAAAGAUAUUGUCCGUUGUGAUUAACAUCGAGGCACACGAGAAAUCACAGGUUUCAUUUUACAAUGAACUGCGAUAUGAAUUAAAACCCGUGAUUUCUCAUAAGGCUCAAUGCCAAUUCCAAAUGCCAAUUUUUUCUACUGGUUCUCUGUAGCUCUACACAAUUUGAAUGAGAUUUUAUUUUUACCAUAAUCUACAACUAUGCCGAAUUACAUUAAAUUCUGAACAGUCAUUCUAACACCGACAGUACUACCUUAAAAGAAAUGACCAAAACUGACAUCGAACUUUAUUAGGAAACAUUUAUCUAUAUUCAACGAAGUAUAUUUUUUAAACAGCUGCUAUAUGUAUACAACGAAAUGUUACGGAAUUACAAAAUAGAGAUCUAUGGUCCACGAAGUAAUACAGCCCCCUAGAUUCUCCUUCGAAGUAAUAUUUCAUAAGGAUUUGAUCUGCAAAACGUAAACUCUAAUUCUUUGCUAUAUCAAACUCUACCAACAAGCGAAUUGUCUGUAUUUAAGGUCAGUCUAUGACAUUGAGAUAAUAACGAUUUUUAAAAAUAGUUCUUGCUCUAAGCUGGCAAUUUCUGAAACGACUUAUCACGACGGAUCGAACUUGUCGUCCGCUCUGCCUUUCGGUAAUUCUUCUCUUAUUCACUCAUAUCCGGGACGAGAAAAUUAUCCGAUCAUCAUGGAUCACAUUGCUCGUUCCCAGAGUCUAGAUUUUAUAGAAUCUCUAUUGUAAUAUUAUACACAUAUCCCAUUAAUUCCCGUGUUCGCUUAGCCGUCUAACAAUUCUCUAGUCCUCUUUUUAACUUUGCUUUUUAUAUUCGUGCGGGAUACUGAAAUCGCACUUUUGAUAUUAUAACUCUACCUUUUCACUUUUUACUGAAAAAAAUAUAUUGAUACCUCGUGUUGAUAAGUGUUAAUAUGCGUAGACACCAACUUUCUAUACAAUCGUUGUAAUAAAAAAAAAAAAAAAUCUAAAUAGAUAAUUUAUGUGAUAAUUCUUUGGUAAUAAUAAUAUAUUACUCCACAUUGAUAAAGAAAUUUCUUUAAUUCAUUCGUUUACUAUAUUACUUACUUCUAUAUAAAUCUCUCACUGGAACAAAAAACAAAUAAAAAAAAGGGAUGCAAAAGAAAAAACCAAAAUAGACAAAAAUAGACAAAAAUAAAUAUAAAAAUAAAAUGAAAAAAACUCGGUGCCUACUAGAUCGUUAGUUUUUACAAAUACAUAUGAUAAUCAAAUAGAAUAUCCUUGUAUCUAACUUUUUGAUCAUGUAAUAAAUUAUACAUACCCGUUUGAUGAUUGCCAAAAUGGAUUUUUUGCUCAGUACAUACAUAAUAAUUAUUGAUUCCAUAUUGUCAACGGGUCUAAGAUUUUACAGCUGUAACUCGUGUAUUUUCCAUUAACUAGAACGAGUUCUUUUCGACGUUAUAUGUUAUAUUUAUGUUGUAGCAAUAUAUUACAUCAAAAUAUGAUCAUUCAUAUCGUGUGAAUUACAGUUUGAAAGAAAAAAAAAAAAAACUAUAAUAAUAAUAUGAAUACAGAGUGAGUUUUUCCAAACUCCAAGAUCGGGAGGAGCUUGAUUUGGCCGGUUCAUAUGUGUUCAACCUCGACUCAUCUUUCUCAUUCAUUGAGCAUGCUAUAUUUUUGAGUUUAUUUAUUUUUUUUAACUUUUCUCUUGCGUGGCACGUUGACUGGGCAAGAAAAUCCAAUGAGGUUUCUCCCCUUUCCCGAGUUUAGAAUGACUGACCCUAUAUAAAUACACACCCAUACAAACUCACGCACAUACACACACAGAUUUAUUGAUAUUUCAUAUUUAUAUUAUACAUCAAUAUAUUGAUUGUUCGAUUGAAUAAAGAAAACUGGAUAUUAAUUCUGGGUAUUUGUCAAUGCCUUGAAAAUGCGAUUCUACAAUUAAUUUAUUAUCCUAUGUGCUAUUCUAAUUAUUAUCAAUAAAUACGCAACGAAAUUUUGGCUUAUUGAAAAAAAGUAAUUGUAUUAAACUUGAAAAAAUAUAUGUAAAAUAUACUUACAGAGUUAGAAAUAAUAAUACAGCCUUGCUUACAAUUAUAUACUUAAAAUCGUUACGUUUAAUUCAAGUAUAUCUCUCAAAUAUUUAAAUAUCAAUUUAUACUAUUACUUUAUACGACAAUCAUAAUCUAUUGUUUACAAUCCCAACUCGGCCUCAUAUAGACAGGUAUUUUCGACGAAAUAAUUUUUUUUUUUUUUCUGCAUUACCUAAAAUUGAAAA
This is a messenger RNA of Athalia rosae (coleseed sawfly), 4583 nucleotides long. Its product is annotated as protein N-terminal glutamine amidohydrolase. Gene Ontology annotation, cellular component: cytosol; nucleus. NCBI's taxonomy places the organism in Eukaryota, Metazoa, Arthropoda, Insecta, Hymenoptera, Athaliidae. Gene Ontology annotation, molecular function: protein-N-terminal asparagine amidohydrolase activity; protein-N-terminal glutamine amidohydrolase activity. The transcript has 4 exons. The record is from RefSeq and is a predicted model, not a curated record. Bases 228 to 902 code for a protein of 224 amino acids.